UGCGCAUGUGCGCGGUCGCUUAGCGACCGCCUGUACACAAGGAGCCGGCCCCUCGCCGUGCACCUGCUCCGGCUCGACAGCCAUGGCCGAGGAAACCGGGGAUGUCUCGCAGCUGCAGCUGGAGUCAAUCAUCGGGUUCAACGGCAAGGUGCCUUCUGGUUUAUCUGUGCAUCCUGAUGGUGAAAAUAUAAUUUACCCCCUGGGAUGUACAACUAUAAUACAAAAUUUGAGCAGUAGCCAACAGGCUUUCCUGGAAAGUCAUACGAACAAUAUCUCCUUUGUCACUGUUAGUAAGAGUGGAAAGUAUAUUGCCACAGGACAGGUCACCUACAUGGGUUUCAAGGCUGAUAUCCUUAUCUAUGAUUAUUUUAAAAAAGCAGUUCAUGCAACUAUGACUCUUCACCAAGCCAAAGUUGAAGCAUUGGCAUUUUCCCCAAAUGACCUCUAUUUGGUAUCUGUUGGAGGUCAGGAUGAUGGCAGUGUUGUUAUUUGGAAUGUUGCAACAAAAACAUCUAUCUGUGGCCAUCCUGCUACUGUUCCUACUGCAGGAAAUGCACUAGCUGUAAAAUUCGCCAACCACAUGGAUGAUGUCUUUGUUACAGCAGGAACUGGUACACUUCGUCUCUGGCUCCUGGACUUACCCAACAGAAAGAUUCGUCCCACUGAAUGUCAGACUGGAGUGUUGAAAAGAAUGAUCAACUGUAUUGAAGUAACAAAGGAUGAUAGUUUCUUCUACUGUGGAACUACUACUGGUGAUAUUUUGAUGAUCAGCAUGAAAACUGGUCUUCUUAACACUUAUGGGCCUACUAAGGAUAAAUUCAGUUUGGGAGUUACUGCUAUAGUAGAACUGAAAUCAGGGGAUCUUCUUGUUGGAUCUGGAGAUGGUAUUGUAGCUCUGUGCAAAGCACCAAGCUUCAAAUCACUCAAAAAAAUCCAUGUGGACGGUGGGAUUACUUCAAUCAGUCUUCGUGGUCAAGGACACCAGUUUUUUGUUGGUACCCUUACCUCCCAGAUAUAUCGAUGUAACUUCACUGAGUUCAAAGAGGAGCUGAUUACAACAUGUCACUGUGAUUCUGUCCUUGAUGUAACAUUUCCCUGUGGAACAUCAGACCUCUUUGGAACAUGUUCUAAGGCUGAAAUAAGAAUCUGGCAUACCUCUACCAAUAAAGAACUACUGCGAAUAGUUGUCCCGAACAUGACCUGCAAUUCCAUUGAAUUUAUGCAUGAUGGGAGGAGCAUUAUUAGUGCUUGGAACGAUGGGAAGAUUCGAGCUUUUACCCCGGAGACUGGCAAAUUAAUGUAUACGAUCAAUAACGCUCAUCAUGAUGGUGUCACAGCAAUUGCUGCCACUAGUGACGGCAAGAAAAUAAUCAGUGGAGGUGGUGAGGGACAGGUACGGGUGUGGGAAAUUGGUUCAAAAAGCCAAAGGCUGAUUGAAGCUCUGAAGGAGCACUCAUCAACAGUAUCAUGCAUUAAAGUUAAAGAAAACAAUCAAGAAUGUGUAUCUGCAAGCUUUGAUGGUACUUGUAUUAUCUGGGACAUAAUACGGUAUGCAAGAAACCAAAUGAUUUUGGCAAACACCCUUUUCAAAUGUGUCUGUUAUCAUCCUGAUGAAUAUCAGAUAAUAACCAGUGGAAAAGACAGGAAGAUUGGUUAUUGGGAAGUAUUUGAUGGAUCAGUUAUCAGAGAGCUGGAUGGCUCCUUAUCUGGUUCUAUUAAUGGAAUGGACAUCACAGCAAAUGGUGACUUCUUUGUAACUGGAGGUGAAGAUAAAUUGAUUAAAUUGUGGGGAUACAAUGAAGGUGAGGUUACACACAUUGGAAUAGGUCACAGUGGGAACAUCCACCGUAUUAAGAUCUCUCCCAAUAUGAAACACAUAAUCAGUGUUAGUUCAGAUGGAGCAAUUCUGCGAUGGAGAUAUCCUUAUACAGACUAGUGCACGGAACACUUCAUGACAAAUGACAAUAUUACUUCAGAAUGCUAUUUUGUUUUUAACUUUCAGACAGUCAGUGACAAAUUUUCAUGAAAAUUCUUCUUUAGGUUUCUAGUAAAUAACUUCCAAUAACUGUUCUCCCAAAACUUCUACUUCCUUUAGAAAUUAAUUAAAAUCUGUACCUUUGUUAUUGAAUGUUGAAGUUGUAAUUUUGGAGAAAUCUUUUUCCCAAAUGAUGCAAUGGUAAAUGACAUGAAGAUUAAAUCAUUAAAAAUGUAUAUUUCAAUAAAAACAGGAAAAUAAUUAAUGUUUGCUUUAAUAACUUGUGAUUAUAUGUUAAACUGGAUUCCAUGUUGCUAUGCACUAGC
Messenger RNA from Pristis pectinata (smalltooth sawfish), 2301 nucleotides. It is a transcript of the gene cfap52, whose product is annotated as cilia and flagella associated protein 52. The record is from RefSeq and is a predicted model, not a curated record. The transcript has 14 exons. Bases 83 to 1936 code for a protein of 617 amino acids. Gene Ontology annotation, biological process: cilium assembly. Lineage: Eukaryota; Metazoa; Chordata; Chondrichthyes; Rhinopristiformes; Pristidae. Gene Ontology annotation, molecular function: protein binding.